Heterobilharzia americana is the source of this 3118-nucleotide messenger RNA. The record is from the annotation of a GenBank genome assembly. NCBI's taxonomy places the organism in Eukaryota, Metazoa, Platyhelminthes, Trematoda, Strigeidida, Schistosomatidae.
GAAUAAUUUUUCUUAAGCACUAUUUUGAACAGGGUUGCUAAUGUAACACAUUAUUGACGACCUUUAAAUGGUGUACAGAAAGAUUAAAUUACAAGAAAAGGGGUCAAAUAAGGAAAUUGGUAAGGGGAAUGAUUCUUUUGAAAUGGAAGACUUCGGGAAAUACAGUUUAAAAUUCUUGAUACAAAUGGAAAGGCGUAUGAAAGCAGUGAUUUUAAGAUGCAUACAGAGAAAAAUACCGGAUGUUCUAUGGUUGCAUGGGCUUUUCUUUUGUUGACAAAUUCCAAUGGUGGACUGAAUGUUGGUCAUAAAAAACAGCGUCUUCAGCUUUAUGAGCCUAUCAUUAAGAAGUCUUUUCACUCUAUCGAAAAGAAACUUGACAAUUUACCAAUUGGAAAAGUAUCAGGUUUAGGUGUUUUACAGAAAAAUCAACUCAUAAGGAACAACAGCCCCAAUUUUUCAGAAUAUAGCUCAAUGGAAUCAGGUUACCAUUUAUUGUCGUGUUGGAAAUCUGGAAGUCGCUACAGAGUACCCUAUCCAUCAUCAAUUUAUGUAACUGUUAAGGAAAUAAUUACAACUGAACUCUUAGAAAAUCAGUUACAAGAAAAAUUAAUCUGUAAAGUGCCCUCUGAACAACCUACUUUAAGUAUGAUCAAUUUGAGUGAACCAGGUCUUCCGGAGAAUAUCAACGUUGUGUCAGAUAAUGAAGAACAUAUCGUCAGUAAUGUAGACACAGAAAUAGAUGAAGUUACUGAAUUGCAAGACUUCUGGAUUCGAAAAUCAAAUCAACCGCGUCACAUUCCAAACAUGCUUGCUGGUUAUGGGAUAACGACAUCCAUGAAAUUAAAUGAUAGUAAUCUGUCGAAAGAUAUGAAGUCAAAUCAAAGUCACUACCCGUUAACGAAAUCUUACGGUGCUCAGUGUUUAACAUUUUCACCAGAUGGUAAAUGGUUAGCUGUUGGAGUUAUACGACACUUUAUAUUGAACAGUACAACUGGAAUUUGUGCAGUUCAUAGAACAAAUAAGAUGGACUGUUCUAUUUUAAUAUACAAGUACCCCUUGAACAACAAACGUAGUCAACCAAACCUAGAACUAGCCGGACAUUCUGAUAUCAUCUAUUCUCUAGACUGGGCUAAGACACCAAUACUUCAAACUUCGAAUAACAAAAGCGACCAGAAAUCACCCAGGAGAAGUUCUAUUGGUACAAAAGUAUUUUGGAUUCUAGCAUCCGGUUCAGCUGAUGGUACUGUACGGGUGUGGAGAUUGCAUCUUAACAGAAUAUACAAGAAAGCUAUCAAUGAUUACAAUCCCAUUUCAUUAUCGGAUGGUAAUGUAGUAGUCUCACGUAGCUCAACUUUAUCUCAGGUGAAAGUUGGUCAAAUUAUUAAUGGAUUGUCACACAAGAAAGGUGUUUUAUGUAAUGUGCUCGGUCAUCCAAAUUUUGUGUAUAGUGUUGUAUUCAAACCAGAACGUACAGAAUUUGAUAGACAAGAAUCUCAAAACAUUCAGAAUUUCUUCGUUCAAACUCAUUUGCUUGCUACAGGAUGCUAUGAUCGUACUAUUCGAUUGUGGAGUAUCAAGCACAGUCAAGCUCAGUUGUUACAAGAAUUGAAUGGAAUACAUCAGUCUCAUAUAAACAGCCUAACCUUCGAUAAAGAUGGGUCACAUAUAUACUCUGGUGAUGCUUCAGGUCUAGUUGCCGUCUGGCAGAAAUCCAAUCACCAAAGAAACCAAGUCAAGUCCCAGUCUAAAUGGAUGUUUGAGAAGAAGAUUGAAGUUCGGGAACUAGAGAUGUGCGUAAUCAACCAUUUGGAAAUCCACCCAACUUUGAAUUUGUUACUGGUACACCAACGGGAUAAUUGUCUUAAAAUGCUUGAUUUGCGAUCGGAUUUCAUCACAACUCGAUUUCAUGGAGCUCUGAACAAUACAGAACUGUUGCGCAGUUGUAUAUCACCUUGUGGUUCACUCCUUUUCUCUGGUUCUGAAGAUGGAAAUGUCUACGUGUGGAAUGUGAAUACUGGUGAUCAAGUGGAAAUUUAUCAGAAUUUACUGUUACCUGGCUCUGUGACGUCAAUAAGCUAUCAUCCAAUGGAUAAUGUUGUGGCUUUUUCUGCUGUUGGACCAGAAUCACCAGUUGCUAUAUAUAAAUAUGAUAUUAAAGCAGGUCAAUUAUCUGCUUCGCAUUUACAAUCUAAGCGUGAGAUAUCUCAUUCACAGGGAGGCGAAAUCAACUAUACCGAACAACCUCCUGAUAUUUUAACAUCUCAUGUCAAGUUUAAGAAAGGUAAUGCUGAACGAAUUUUGCUAGCAGUGUCCAAAUUAGAAAGUGUUCUGAAUGUUUCAAAACCACAAAUACAUAACCCUGGUUAUCAAAACGAUUUGCAUGAAUUGGAAUGGAGACCGACAUACACUGUGAUUGAUGAAACUUCUAAUCAAAGGGGUACGGUCAAUAAAUUGGAUUCGAGGACUUCUUCUACCUCACAAAUGCAAGCAAUAAAGGGAAAUGAAAAUAUGUUCAUAGCUUUAUACGAUUAUGAAGCUCAGCGGUCUGACGAACUACAUCUUAAACGUGGAGAUGUUGUAAAAGUUCUAUAUAAAGAUUCUCCUAAAUGGUGGAUGGCAAAGUCGAUUCGUACCGGUCAACAAGGAUUCAUACUAGCCAGUUACGUCUCAAGGAAUUAUCUCGGUGAAGAAAAUGAUAGAGGUCGUCAAACAAUUUCGGAAAACACUAGAAACUUAUCAAGUUCCCUCGAGACAAUUCAAACUCUCAGUCACAAACUCCCAGUGGAGCAAUACACCAAUCUGAUGCACUGAGAAACAGCCUUCAAGCAAGAUAUCCAAGAGUAAUAGGUAACAAUGAUAGUGAUUAUGACCCAGUAGACUCUCAAAUAAAUCGAUUAAGGACUACGAACUCCAAUAUUCAGUCAAAUAAACCGAAUCUAAGUUUAACGAAAAAGCGUAAAAGCUCUACAAGACCCCUGCCCACAUUGGAUUGAACACCGAAUACAUAUUCUCGUUGUUCAUUAUUCCAGCUACCUGAAGUAUUGAAAUUAUCCCUAACCAGUGCUUUUCAUAUUUUGACAAUGUGAUUUCUCCUAAAAAAUAAAGUUUUUUUUAAUUA